Neltuma alba is the source of this 1737-nucleotide messenger RNA. Its product is annotated as CCR4-NOT transcription complex subunit 11. NCBI's taxonomy places the organism in Eukaryota, Viridiplantae, Streptophyta, Magnoliopsida, Fabales, Fabaceae. Bases 55 to 1395 code for a protein of 446 amino acids. The record is from RefSeq and is a predicted model, not a curated record. The transcript has 12 exons. Gene Ontology annotation, cellular component: CCR4-NOT complex.
UUGUCUCGUAUCGCCUAGAGUGGGGGGAGUGAACGCCGAAGCUGGAGGGAGACGAUGAGUAUCAGAAAGUUAAGUGCUGAAGAGUCUCUGACGCUGUACUCUCUACUGAAAUCGGAGCAGCGUCCACUGGACGAUGUCAUCGCUGACUUCAACUCUAAGAUCUCUCGCCAACACCAUUUCACUGUCUGCUCAAAUAUCGUUUGGCUCUUGGAGGACAAGAAGAUUCUUAAAUCCACUGAGCGCUUGGUUGCUUUUGCCAUCCUCCAUCAAGCGUACUCGUCACAGAAACCUGCUUCAAACCCCUUCAUAAACUUAAUCGUAAAGGCCGCCUGUGAUGAUGCAGCUGAAAAAUUUGAAAGGGCAUUUAUUCUCGAGCUGCUAGGCCUUGAUAGCUCAAACAAUAGCAGAGAGUUUCUUAAGCAGUCUGCGGCAGAUUAUGUGAAAGGAUUUGAUCAGUCGUUGCAUGUUUUCCCACAAUUAGAUCAGUUGCAGCAGCAGUUUUCUGUUAAAGAGCACCCUGAACAAUAUAAGUGCUUAUUUAAAGAUAAUUCUGUCAAAAAUGCAGUCCCAGAUCCUGAUAUACCACAUGGUUGUGAUGCAAACUCACCAGAGUUUGAUAUACAACCUGGAACGAAAGCUAAAUUUGGAUCUGGAGAUAAAGAUGAGGCAGUAUCUGGGCUGCUGUCAAAUCUAUCACUGGAAGGGUUGAGUCCUCGCUGGAUCAGGCCUCGUCCACCCCGACUACCAGUACAGGAUGGAGAGCUAGUUUGGCUCAACCCCCAUGACAAUCAUGAACUUCAAUGGGACUAUGGUAUGUGUGUUGAUACUAGCAGAGGGGCAGCUGUAAGGGACUUAAUUGCAAAGGCUCUGAAAGGGGCACUUGCGCCAGCACAGCAAGAGCAAGUUCUGGUGGAGCUGGCAAAUGACCCCAAGCUUGUAUAUCACUGUGGGCUGACGCCCAGAAAGUUGCCAGAAUUGGUGGAGAACAAUCCCCUUAUUGCGGUUGAAGUUCUAACUAAGUUGAUAAAUUCUCCAGAAAUUGCAGAAUACUUCACAGUACUUGUGAAUAUGGACAUGAGUCUUCAUUCUAUGGAAGUCGUGAACAGGCUUACAACAGCAGUUGAACUUCCUGCUGAGUUCAUUCACAUGUACAUAACUAAUUGUAUAUCAUCCUGUGUGAACAUCAAGGAUAAGUACAUGCAGAACAGGCUCGUGAGACUUGUAUGCGUUUUUCUACAGAGCCUUAUUCGAAAUGACAUUAUUAAUGUGAAAGAUCUUUUCAUUGAAGUUCAAGCCUUCUGCAUUGAGUUCUCAAGGAUCAGAGAGGCAGCUGCAUUAUUCAGGCUUCUUAAAUCCUUGGAAUCAGUUGACCAAAAAAAAUCCUUGGAAUCAUGAUUUGUGACCCCUCAAAUCUUCAAUUUUCCCUUUCCGGUUGUAGAUAAAGUAUGUAUAUCAUUCAGACUUAGCUCUUUAGCGCUGGGUUCCCAUUUUCAGUGACGGACAAUAAAGAUUGCAGUUGAGACUGUUGACUUCCUCAUCCAUAUGUCUAAUUAAUAGGGAGUCAGGAAAAGUGGAAUUUCAUAUUUGGGCCUCUUGUUCUUUAAAGCUAUUAGGUUAGAUGCAUUUUUUUCCCCCCAAUUAACAAGCCAUUGAGUAUUCAAUAUUUAGAUUUGAACCGUGUUAGGUCACAAUUCAGACUAGAAAUUUAUGAAGGGUGUCGAGUCUUUUACGUCAGAA